Molecule: messenger RNA, 5298 nt
Organism: Ylistrum balloti
Lineage: Eukaryota; Metazoa; Mollusca; Bivalvia; Pectinida; Pectinidae
Product: UDP-N-acetylglucosamine--peptide N-acetylglucosaminyltransferase 110 kDa subunit-like
Exons: 20
Coding region: 233-3322 (1029 amino acids)
Biological process (GO): protein O-linked glycosylation
Molecular function (GO): protein N-acetylglucosaminyltransferase activity; protein binding
Source: RefSeq, a predicted model, not a curated record
CUGAAGAAGAAGGUGAACGUGUUCCUACGGUGGUCGAUCUUCGGUGUUUACUUUUUUAAGCGACGACAUCCAAAAUCAACUCUUAUAUACGACAAACAAUUGACGGAACGCUCCUGUGGAGCUACAGGGCUUGGAUACUUACUCCGAAAUUGCAAACACGACAAAACCAAGAUCGCGAGUUCACGUUUAAGUGCAUCUGCGAAGUUGCACAAGCCGCCAUAUUUAUUGUUUCAUGAACAUUAUGAAGGAAAUGGCUGAAAUUACAGAUAUAACAGGUUUAGCAGAGUUGGCACACAGAGAAUACCAGGCUGGAGAUUAUGAAAACUCGGAACAACAUUGCAUGCAGUUAUGGAGACAGGAACCAGACAACACUGGAGUAUUACUACUACUCAGUUCUAUACACUUCCAGUGUCGCAAACUGGAAAGGUCAGCAUAUUUCAGUCAGUUGGCUAUCAAACAAAAUCCGCUUUUAGCAGAGGCUUACUCUAAUUUGGGAAAUGUGUAUAAGGAAAGAGGACAACUCCAGGAAGCUUUGGAAAACUACAGACAUGCUGUCCGAUUAAAGCCAGAUUUCAUUGAUGGCUACAUUAACUUGGCUGCUGCAUUGGUAGCAGCUGGAGACAUGGAGCAGGCUGUGCAGGCUUAUGUGACUGCUCUACAGUAUAACCAUGAAUUGUAUUGUGUUCGAAGCGACCUUGGCAAUCUUCUGAAGGCACUGGGAAGACUUGAUGAAGCCAAGGCAUGCUAUUUGAAGGCCAUAGAAACACAACCUAACUUUGCCGUGGCCUGGAGCAAUCUGGGAUGUGUGUUCAAUGCUCAGGGAGAAAUCUGGUUGGCCAUUCACCAUUUUGAGAAGGCAGUGGCUCUAGAUCCCAAUUUUCUGGAUGCCUAUAUCAAUUUGGGGAAUGUUUUAAAAGAAGCGAGGAUAUUUGACAGGGCUGUGGCAGCUUAUCUGAGGGCAUUGAACUUAAGUCCAAAACAUGCAGUAGUUCACGGAAACCUGGCAUGUGUCUACUACGAACAGGGAUUAAUAGAUCUGGCUAUAGAUACAUACAAGAGAGCCAUUGAACUGCAGCCAAAUUUUCCAGAUGCUUACUGUAACUUGGCUAAUGCAUUGAAGGAAAAGGGAAAGGUGCCAGAAGCAGAGGAAUGUUACAACACUGCUCUCAAGUUGAGUCCAACACAUGCAGAUUCCUUAAACAACUUGGCCAAUAUUAAAAGGGAGCAGGGCAAUACAGAAGAGGCUGUAAAACUCUACCUCAAUGCCUUAGAGGUGUAUCCGGAGUUUGCUGUGGCACACUCUAACUUAGCCAGUGUGUUGCAACAACAGGGAAAACUCCAUGAAGCCUUGACCCAUUACAAGGAAGCUAUUAGAAUAUCACCAACAUUUGCCGAUGCAUACUCCAAUAUGGGUAACACACUGAAGGAGAUGCAGGACAUCCAGGGGGCGCUACAGUGUUACACGCGUGCUAUACAGAUCAACCCUGCCUUUGCUGAUGCUCACAGUAACCUUGCAUCAAUACACAAGGAUUCUGGAAACAUCCCUGAGGCGAUAUCUUCCUACAGAACAGCCCUGAAGCUGAAACCAGACUUUCCUGAUGCCUACUGUAACCUUGCCCACUGUCUGCAGAUCGUUUGUGACUGGACAGACUAUGGUGUGAGGAUGAAGAGACUGGUAAGAAUUGUUCAGGACCAGUUGGAGAAAAAUCGUCUGCCUUCAGUACAUCCCCACCACAGUAUGUUGUACCCACUCACACACCAGAUGAGGAAAAACAUUGCUGCACGACAUGCCAACCUGUGUCUCGAUAAAAUAAAUGUGUUGCACAAGCCAGCAUAUGAUCACGUGCAGGACACAAGAGCUAGUAGUGGACGACUGAGGAUAGGUUAUGUCAGUUCUGACUUUGGUAACCAUCCAACAUCUCACCUGAUGCAGAGUAUUCCAGGCUUCCAUGACCGGAAAAAUGUAGAGGUAUACUGCUACUCUUUGAGCCCUGAUGAUGGAACAACUUUCAGAGCAAAACUGUCUAGAGAAGCACACCACUUUAUUGAUCUGUCUCAGAUACCAUGCAAUGGUAAAGCUGCAGACAGGAUCCAUGCUGAUGGCAUUCACAUCCUUGUUAACAUGAACGGCUACACCAAGGGAGCUAGGAAUGAACUGUUUGCCCUGAGGCCUGCACCUGUACAGGUGAUGUGGCUGGGUUAUCCAGGGACCAGUGGGGCAUCCUUCAUGGACUACAUUCUUACUGACAAGGUCACAUCUCCUCUCAAUCUUGCUGACCAGUACUCAGAGAAGCUUGCUUACAUGGCCGAUACAUUCUUUGUGGGUGACCACAAACAGAUGUUCCCUCAUCUAACGGACAAAGUGUUGGAGGAGGUGAAUGGUGAAGCGUCUGACAAUAACAUUGUCUACAAUGGUGUUGACUUGGAGCCUCUGAUGAACACUGGAGAAGUGAAGUGGAUGACAACCUACUGUGAGAAAGGGUCUACAACUGAUGAGGCUGAUGGAUCACGUGGCAUGGUUACAUUCAAGACCAUGAACCUAGAAGUGUCACCGGUUCUAGAGGCCAUGAUAAUGAACAGCAUGCCUCUCUCCUAUAUCAAAAAUGUCACUAUUCAGAACGGUGUCACUACUAACCAGACAAACAACAAGUCUGCAACAGGAGAGGAGGUGCCUUCAAACAUCAUCAUCACUGCUCGCAGUCAGUAUGGUCUACCUAGUGAUGCGGUGGUGUACUGUAAUUUCAACCAGCUGUACAAGAUUGAUCCAGCCACACUAGACAUGUGGGUGGAGAUCCUCAAGCGUGUGCCAAACAGUGUUCUGUGGCUGCUUCGCUUCCCUGCUGUAGGGGAACCCAAUGUUAUAAAGGCUGCCAUCAAUGCAGGACUUGGUCCAAAACGAAUCAUAUUUUCACCUGUAGCACCAAAGGAGGAGCAUGUACGUCGUGGCCAAUUGGCAGAUGUAUGUCUGGACACGCCCCUCUGUAAUGGACACACAACUGGCAUGGAUGUCCUAUGGGCUGGAACUCCCAUGAUAACCCUCUCAGGAGAGACACUUGCCUCAAGGGUAGCCUCUUCACAGCUGGUUACAUUAGGUUGUCCUGAACUAGUUGCCGAGACUCGUGAAGAUUACAUUAAUACUGCUGUCAGGCUUGGUACAGAAAAAGAAUAUCUGAGAGGGAUGAGGGCCAAGGUGUGGAAGGCCAGACUAUCAAGUCCUCUAUUUAACUGUCAACACUACGCCAGCAACAUGGAGACCCUGUACCGCAAGAUGUGGCAGAGGUACGAAGAGGGACUGGAGCCUGAUCACCUCUCAUCCAACUGAGUUGCUGUCAUAAAUUUUGUGUGUGUUUGUACAACACCAUCACACUUUGGAGAAUGAGGGAUGAAAGUAACACUUCUGUUAACAACUCCAGAUGUUGUUGCAGUGAUCUCAUCUUCUUAAUUGUUGCAGUCAGUGUUUUCUAUCCAAAUGUCAAAUUUCUAAGAACUAUUUACUGAAAAUAAUUCAAAAACUGUAAACUACAAAAAAUUAUCAAGUGAUUUACAUAUUGUUUUUGUGUUGGCUCAUUGUGUUAACUACAUAAUAAAGAAAAAAAAACUACUGGUUAACAUAAGGUACAGAACUCUAAAACGACCGAAUUACUGGAUAUUGUUUAAUUCUUAGAAGUUCAACUUUAAAUGAAUUAUACCAUAUGAAUGCAUAUAUAUUGAGUUGUAGAUGGAAGAUAUCCAUCAACUACAUGUAAUUCACAAGGUGAACAUUUUUUGGUUCUCGCACAGAGACUGUUUAUGCAUUACCUGGUUGAAAUGGUGUAGCCAGCACAGAACUAUCCACAAUAACACCUGCACUGAAUGUUGGAAAUCUUAUUUAUAUAAAAAUGAACCAAUAUGCAUACUGAAUAUCAUCACAUUUCCAGAAAUAUGUAAGUGCACCAACCCUGGUUUAUGGAGAAAUCAUAUUCAGCCAGUUAUUUUGUACAGGUUUGGCUGGAUCCUGAAACUACAUUUGGGGAGUAUUCUGUUGUCCAGCCUCAGUCCUGAUAUGUGCUUAGCUUUCUUGUAGUUAUAUCUGGUUCAACUGUUUAAUUGAAAGCUACCUUAGAAAUCUUAAAAGUUUGGAUAUCUGGCAGUUGUCAAACAGGUGUCAGUGAGUAUAUCCAAUACAAAGGUUUCCUGCUUUCACGGAACUUGAUUUCUGAAUAUAAUGAGAAAUUAGAUAAAAAUGCAUGGUUUUUCAGGGAUCAUUCAGAGGAGGUUUAUAAGACCUGAAAAUCCACUUACAGUAAGCUAAUGGCAUUUGAGUGAGAUUUGUACAAUUUCUGUAUAUGAUUGAGGACUGUUUCUCAUAAUAGAGAUCAGAAGCAUAAUCUAAAAACAAUAUAAUUUACACUUGUGCUAUUUAACACAAUAGAUGUACUACAAGGCUCGGGUUUAUACACCCAUGACUCCACAAAAACUUGACUACACAAAAUUUAGCCUAGGAAACUCGAGCAGAGUCUUGUGAUCUCUACUAUCAAUCAAAAUGAAAACUACAGAUGUAUGUUUUAGUCAUGAAUCUUAACAAAUCUGGUUUUAAUUAAUUACAAAUGUAUCUUAGCCAUUCUGUCCAUUUCUUGCAGAGUGUGUUGAUAGCAUUCAACUAGUAUGGUAAUUUGGAUGGAUUGCUUGAUUUAUAUAUAUGUUGAUCUGAAAGUGCUAGGUUAGAAUCAGGGUCUUAUAGAAUCUAUAUGGCUUUUGCUUGUUUGGAGUGUGCAAGGAUCAAAUGCUAUGUCCCAAUCUUGGAAAAAUCUGUGUCAUGUGUCAUGGUCUGUGUGUAAUUUAGCCAGGACUGCCACAAGACGACAGGAUAGUGGGCGUGUCAUAUGACAUUGCCUGUUACACACAUUGAAGUGUUUGUCAAACAGAAUCAAGCUAAUGGUGUUUGAAAGAGUGUACCAGUGCCAAAUGACCUGUGUAAGUGUGUGAGAAUGUUUAUGUUCUUUAAAAGUGUGGAAAGCUGUGCUAGCAUGUAUGCAAGAGUUUCCUUCCAACAUGUUUGAAGUGUUUGUCAUGAGCUUAGUGCAUUUGUAAAUGAUAGAAAAAGUGACUUGUUUUAUCAAUAUGCAAAAAGAGUUUUAGAUUGAAUCUGGUUUAGUUAACCCUGUACAGAUAUUUAUAUUACAUUAAUAUUUAUGUAUAGUUUUAUUGUGUUGUGUUUGUUAUCUACAAAAGAAUACUUUGUUGAAUUCUAUAUUUUAUCCGGUCACUUCUUCCUGACUAGUCUGUGGGCUAGGUGAGAAAUAAAUAUAAUGAAAAGCA